GGCCAAACAAUCCGUCCCUUCUUCUUUUUCCGGAAAUCAAAUAGAAAUUCCGAAAUCGAAAUGGAUGUUAGAGCAACCCUAUUUAGUUAGUCUAUUUUUAUCAUUUUUAAAAUUUGAAUGACAAAUUUCUUAAAUGUGAUUUAUUAAAACCACUUUGACAAGUGAGAGUAAUCCAAGUAGACCACUUCUCACAUUUAAGAUCAUACUCAUGUGGAAGAUUUCGGGUUCAAGUUAUCGAAAAAGUGAAUUUAAAAUGCUUUUCUCACGAAUAACAACAUAUCUGUACUGCUAGGGGCAAGAAACCCUAGCUGCGAUGGCUUGACGGCACGUCGGAUCGGCGAGGAUCGAUGAAAGAGAUGAUGCCAGUUGCCGUUUCAGGGAGCGUGGGCUUGUUUCUUUCAGUGGUUAGUUUGCUUUAAACUUUGCUUUAACGUUUUUGUUCGAAAGGCGUUUGUCCUGCGAUGUUUUUCCGUCUCGGUUUGGCCGAGACUGUGUCACGAUGGCUACUACGGCGUUAUUCUUUCAGCGUUAUUUUUCUACUCCGAUUUGGGUACUUUGCAGUGUGUUUUCGUUGCUUAAGGAUUGCAAUACAGGUUGUCUUUGAUUUUCUUCGACAUUUUGAAUUGUGAUACGAUGUAUAUGAUCUCGAAAAAUGUCAAUAUGCUAUCAACCGGUAAGGAAGAAAACAGGGGCUGAUGCUUGCGGUUGACCCGACCAAGAACUUGGCGGGACAAAGGAGAGUUUUAAUCUAGCGGUGGCGGCCAAAGUGGUGUCUGACAAACCCGUUUGUGCUGUUUCUUUUUGCCAAACAAUGGCUAUGCUUUGGCGUCCAGUUAAGGGGGUCUCUAUUGAUGAAAUUGAGGACUCAAAAUUCUUGUUACAGUUUUAUCAUGAGGGAGAUCUGAACAGAGUUGUUGAUGAAGGGCCGUGGUCCUUUGAGUAGAAUCUGGUGGUCAUCAAACGGCUGGGACAUAAUGAUAAGCCUUUGGAGGUUACACUGGACCAUACAGACUUUUGGGUCCAGGUACAUGAUUUGCCGCUAAGUUACAUGGCGGCAAGGGCAACACGUGGCAUAGCUAAUAGCAUCAUAUCAUUUGUGCAAUUGGAUGAGAGCUCUCUUGGUGGGAAGCAAGGAUUGUUUAUGCGCAUAAGGGUUACUCUGAACAUUACCAUGGCCUUGACUCGUCGUCUUGAGGUUAGACAGGAGGGGGACAGCGGGAUUCAGGCAAAGUUUCGCUAUGAAAGACUCCCGAACUUUUGUUUCUUGUGCGGGAUUCUUGGUCACGCUGACGGUUUUGUCCCUCAUAGUGGUAUAGGGACCGGGGAGAAACCAUAUGGGCCUUGGUUACGGGUUGAUAUGAGGCGGGGAGGAGUGCACCCAGGAAACAGGUGGCUUAUUCCUAGUAAUAACAAAUCGGGUUACAAGCAGAAGGAAAAAGCAGAAUCUGAUCAAGGGACAAAGGAUCAGGAAAGCUACUUGGCGGAAGGACUCUUGUCUAAGGGUAAGGAGAUCACUGCAAAUGGGGAUGCUCCAAGAAAGCGCAGGAUCACCGAGAAGGACAACGAGGCGGGGGCACAUGCGAGCAUGGAGGUUGAUGAAGAAUCUUCAAAAAACUUGGAAGUGGCGGUGCUGCCCGGACAGCACCGCCAGUAACAGAAGAAUGCGAGGAUAAGAAAGGACGUACCUUUAGCGGAGGCUGGUCAAACCGCUACUCCCUUGCCAGUGGCUGGACAAACUGGAUUAUGUUCCCUUUCUGUUUUUUCAUUAGUUCAGAACUCUGUUUUAUUUUUUCGUGCCCCUUUUAGUAGCAGGUACAACAUUGCUGUGUAUGGAGUCUAAGAAUUUGCGGGGUUAGCGAGUUGGUCCGCUAGUAAGCGCGAAUCCAGCUCUAAGUCUCAUCCCAGUGUAGCCUUUGUUAUGACGAUUUUGUAUCCGGUCCUCAGUUUUAUUAAUAAUUAAGUUAUUUGUUUCAAAAAAAA
Molecule: messenger RNA, 1980 nt
Organism: Cuscuta epithymum
Lineage: Eukaryota; Viridiplantae; Streptophyta; Magnoliopsida; Solanales; Convolvulaceae
Source: the annotation of a GenBank genome assembly